Messenger RNA from Lactuca virosa, 453 nucleotides. Lineage: Eukaryota; Viridiplantae; Streptophyta; Magnoliopsida; Asterales; Asteraceae. The record is from the annotation of a GenBank genome assembly.
AUGAAUAGGGAUUGGUACAACCUAGAGAAGUCGAAGCGAGUUAAACCUUUCCACUGUGGUGAGUUUGAUGACUGCAUCAAGAGGGCGGAAACUUCACAGAGAAUGCCUCCAAAGAAAAGAGAGAAAUAUGCACAUAGGGAAUAUGCUAUCCUUCAUGCGCUUGAGCUUGAGAAGCAAGUGCUGGAAAAGAAAUAUGGGAAACCAGGUGUCCAAUCUAAUAAUACCAAGUUAGUAGGAAAAGACACAACUAUAACUCCAGUAUUAUCACGUGACAGUGGUAAACAUGUGGAUCUGUCUCUUGAUGACAAAAGGAAGGGUCUUUCCUUUCAGUCAAGGAGUCGCCUGAAUGUAGAUGAUGAACCUGUACGUCCUAUUCUUUUCAAGCAUAAACUCUCUUCCUUAGCUGCUUCAAAUGGUUCCCAUAGGAAUGCUUCAGAUGUCCUUACACCAUAA